Messenger RNA from Cornus florida, 1998 nucleotides. Its product is annotated as lysine histidine transporter 1-like. Lineage: Eukaryota; Viridiplantae; Streptophyta; Magnoliopsida; Cornales; Cornaceae. The coding region runs from base 213 to 1646 and encodes 477 amino acids. Gene Ontology annotation, cellular component: plasma membrane. The record is from RefSeq and is a predicted model, not a curated record. The transcript is spliced from 8 exons.
UAGGUGUAGCUCUCUAUAUAUACAGGGGUAAUUGGUCUCUUGCUGGUGCUAAUUCCCAUGUUCCUCACCAUUCCGAUAGUUAGCCUUCGCUCAUUGGUUAAUGCAUAGAAGACUAUUCGAUAUUUGUUAGGAGUUGAAAAACACCUGACGUUUCUUGUCCUAUUGUUUGUUUCAUCUUCCCCUGUUCGUUUCUCUCUCUGCACUCAACACUUAUGGGAACUCAAGCUCCAACCGACUAUGUGCCCAACAGCAAAGUUGAUAAACUAAAAGCAAUGAAGAAGGCAAUUGACCAAUGGCUUCCCAUCACUUCGUCGAGGAAUGCAAAAUGGUGGUACUCAGCUUUCCACAAUGUCACUGCCAUGGUUGGUGCUGGUGUACUCAGCCUUCCUCUUGCUAUGUCAAAGCUUGGAUGGGGUCCUGGUGUAACAGUACUGGUGAUAUCAUGGAUAGUGACAUUAUACACCCUGUGGCAAAUGGUAGAGAUGCAUGAGGUAGUACCAGGGAAGCGUUUCGACAGAUACCAUGAGCUAGGUCAACAUGUAUUUGGUGAAAAACUCGGUCUCUGGAUCGUAGUGCCUCAACAGCUGGUUGUGGAAGUGGCCGUGGACAUAGUGUAUAUGGUCAUCGGAGGAGAAUCCCUCAAGAAAUUCCAUGAUUUAGUGUCCGAUAAGCCUUGCAAGGAUACCAAGGAUACCAAGGAUACCAAGCAUACAAGCUUCAUUAUGAUCUUUGCGUCUGUCCAUUUCGUGCUCUCCCAUCUUCCCACCUUCAACUCCAUUUCUGCUGUGUCUUUGGCUGCAGCAGUUAUGUCAUUGAGUUACUCUACCAUUGCUUGGACUACGUCUCUUGUGCAAGAAGAUGUGCAAUAUGGGUAUAAAGCAAACACGAGAGCAGAAACAGUUUUUGAUGGGUAUAAAGCAAAUACGAGAGCAGAAACAGUUUUUGACUUCUUUAGUGCAUUGGGUGCAGUGGCAUUUGCGUAUGCUGGGCACAAUGUGGUAUUGGAGAUUCAAGCAACAAUCCCUUCCACGCCUCAGAAGCCUUCCAAGGGACCCAUGUGGAGAGGAGUCGUCGUUGCCUACAUUGUGGUGGCCUUGUGUUACUUCCCUGUUGCUCUCAUCGGGUACUGGAUUUUCGGUAAUGGAGUCAAUGAAAAUAUACUCUUCUUAUUAGAGAGCCCUAAAUGGCUAAUUGCAAUGGCUAACCUCUUUGUUGUCAUUCAUGUCAUUGGAAGCUAUCAGAUUUAUGCCAUGCCAGUAUUCGACAUGAUAGAAACUGUGCUGGUCAAGAAAUUGAAUUUCUAUCCCAGUUUUAUGCUUCGCUUUAUUACACGAAAUGUAUAUGUGGCAUUAACAAUGUUUGUGGCCAUUACCUUCCCUUUCUUCGGAGGUCUUCUAGGAUUCUUUGGAGGAUUUGCAUUUGCCCCUACAACAUACUUUCUACCUUGCAUCAUGUGGCUUGCCAUCAAGAAACCAAGGAGAUUCAGCUUAUCUUGGAUUGCAAACUGGUUCUGCAUUAUACUGGGACUUGGGUUAAUGCUUGUAUCACCUCUUGGAGGUUUAAGAACAAUCAUAAUUAAAGCCGAUACCAAUGGAUUAUACUCUAUGAAUUCUAAUCUUUGUCCUUCAACACCAAGACGAGGCUAGGAAGUGGUUUGUGUUACAAGCAGCAGCAGCAGCAGCCAGAGAAAAAUUUGAAGAAUAUGGAGAAGAUGAUGGUCGGCCAUGGCAGAGUGAUUUCGUUGAAAUUUCUGGAAUAUUAAUAUAUAUGUGGCUUGUUUGUGGAGAUUGUAACUCUCUGGCCAUGGAACCAACCAAAAACAUUUCCUGGAGGUCUCUAUUGUUUUCUGUUUUUCUUUUUGCUCUUAUUAAAUGGUGUGCACAUCUAUAUAUAUAUAUAUAUAUGAAUAUCUCCCUUCAUGUCUAUUAAAUAUGUGUCCAAGGGGACCAUUAUAUUCUUUGAAAUUUAAAUUGCUGAGUCAAAUAUGAAAUUGCAACA